This is a messenger RNA of Mercenaria mercenaria, 3672 nucleotides long. Its product is annotated as tyrosine-protein phosphatase 10D-like. The transcript has 27 exons. Gene Ontology annotation, biological process: protein dephosphorylation. Gene Ontology annotation, molecular function: protein tyrosine phosphatase activity; protein binding. Bases 1 to 3672 code for a protein of 1223 amino acids. The record is from RefSeq and is a predicted model, not a curated record. NCBI's taxonomy places the organism in Eukaryota, Metazoa, Mollusca, Bivalvia, Venerida, Veneridae.
AUGGAUAAAGGUCUUGGUAAGGCAUGUACAGGAAAACCAAAUGAGUGUGCUGAUUCUGCUGCGCAAUGUACAGGUGGUAAAUGUACAUGUGGUGUCAAUUACUAUGAUUCUAAUGGUUUUACUGAAGGUGGAAACUGUCUUAGUGUGACAAAUCUUCAAGUUACAAAUGUUGACUUUCCGUCAUCUUCAGUAAAAACCAAUGAGAUUACAGUAACAUGGUCAGCACCAGUUAAUUAUAACCAAUACAUAGAUCGAUAUACUGUGGAAUGGAAACGGACUCAUGAUAGCAGUAUUGCUGUUCAGUCAGAAGGUGUUGCUUCACUUGGUACAUCGCUGACACUUACAAGAGGAAUAGAGUCCGGUAGAGCAUACACUGUGACCAUCAUAUCAAUAAAUGACCAAACACAGACAAGUUCUGAAAGAACUACAUCAGUUAAAAAACAACAGGCUGCAAAACCAACUGUAACUAGCGGACUAGACUGGUCAAACAGCGAUCGAGAUGCCACUACUGGUACUAUCAAGGUGGCUUGGGUUGCUGCAGCUGGUUAUAUAAGUCAAUACUAUGUACAGUUGCUAGAUGAAACAACAAUGAUCAACUCAAAAAUAGUUACAUCGCCUAACACACAUGCUGAGUUUCCAAGUUCAGGACUUGAAGAUGGAUAUAGAUACAAUGUUAAGAUAACAGCACGCAGUGAAAGUUACGAUUCUGGAAAACGUGUAUCAGGAGAAACGUUCACUGCAGAAUUCAAAACUACGCCCAAAAUUCCAGAUGCACCACAAAAUGGCGUCUGUAAGGAUCCAACAGACAAAUCUAUCACUUUGAAAUGGUCAAAGCCUGCUGAUACAAAGGGAGACUUAGUGAAGUACCACAUCUAUGUGUACCAGAACUAUAAUACUCUCAAAUUUAUUGUAAGCACAGCAGGAACAGGAACUCAGAAGAUAGUUGGUAAUCUUGAGCCAGGUACUUCAUAUACAUUCCGGAUCUAUACAGAAAAUGAGAUGUACAAUUCAUCCAGUUCUAACAAUGUAACAACCGGCUGUAAAACUAAAGCAAAAAUGUCAGAAGCACCAACAGACCUUGAUAUAACUAAUGUAACAAGUCGUAGUUUUGAUAUUUCCUGGAUGAAACCAGACAAAACCUACAGUGCAGAGAACUAUGGUUAUGUUCUACAGAUUAAGGAUGAUCAGGAUACAUGUGUGACAGAGAUAAUCUAUAGAUGUUCAAACUGUACUGGCGGGUUUCAGAUUUCAAACUUGACUGGUUUGUGCAGUUCUAAAGUUCCAGCAGAAAUAGGCAAGACUAAGCAGGAAUUAGAAGGUCAGUUGACAUAUCCUGCAAGUCUUAAUCCAGAUAUUGUCUACACUGUGACUGUUACAGCUAUCAAUGAUGCAGGAAGAGGAUACCCGGCUAACGAGACAGAAAGAACUCUUGAAGAAGCUCCACAAGUACCAUAUAAUGUGACAAUAAGUGAGAUUGGAACAACUUCACUGAAGGUGGCCUGGAAUAUACAUGGACCAAGGCCUGGAAAGACCAACUUCACAAUAGUACUAAUGGCUGACCACCCAGCAGCAACUAAGGAUUUCACAAUAUCUGGUUUUGAUAUAAGAGAGUACGUAGCUCAGGGCCUAGAAGAGUACUGGAACUACAGUGUAACUGUGAAAGCUGCUACAUCAGUAGAUGCUAAAACAUCUGAGAGAACACAGGAAUAUACAACUAAACCUGCAGCACCUGGAGAAGUUUCAGAUUUUAAGAUAACCGAAGCUCCUGGUGACAACUAUACAGUGAUGAUGAUAAGUUGGGAAGCACCUGCUAUACUAAAGAGGAACAGCAUCAUCAAAAGCUACACUUUUGAACAUUAUGCAACUGGAAUGGUUACAACAACUAAGAAUUUCUCUCAGGAAGAUUUAGAAGCUCACGUUUACACUGUAAUGCUUGAUGUUACACCUGAAGAAAAAUACACCUUAUCAGUAUAUGCUGUAAAUGAAGAUGGUCAGAAAGGUAAAAAUAUUACAAGAGAACAGACAGCACCAGCUGGAGUUCCUAUCAACAUUGAAGACACACUUGGAGUUGAUAUUAUACCAAAAAAUCUUUUGAAAAAUAAGGAACAGAGAAGGUUUACAAUAUCUUUAGUGCCUGAGUUUUUUACCGAACAAACUUACGGCAUACCACAGGGAACAGGUCUGGCAGCUUGUGCCAAGAAUUGUGAUUUUACAGGUAUACAGACACUUCAAGACUUUGACAGCAUGGAUAACUGGAACAAAGCUUCUGUAAAUGGCUUUGAAUUGUGGAGAAUAACUAACAGUACAUUUCUCGAUGUCUUAAAGAAGAAACAAGGAAAUAGCAGGAGGAAGCGUUCAACAACACAACUGGACUACACAGUUGGUAGCGAUGAUUGCUCUCAAGUUCAACAAGGGGAGUACUGCAAUGGACCAUUGCAACCAGGCACUAGUUAUACAAUUGUAGCUGUUUCAUGCACCAGUGGAGGAUGUCUUGUAAGCAAGGAGUAUGGACCAUUUGUCACUCUUGCAGUGCCAGACGAGGAAGAUAAUCUGCCUAUGAUAAUUGGUAUAGUGGUUGCUGUGGUUGUGGUGGUUGUUAUCGGUGCAGUGGUUGGUUUUGUACUGCUUAAGAAGAAGAGAAGUGGACCAGGCAAAAUGAAACCUGCAUCCGAGAGUGAUGAUGAUGAGUUCACAACAAUUGACCCUGCAGUUGCUAAAAUUCCGAGAAAAAGACCUAUCGUGUUGGAGGAGAUAGAAGAGUAUGUAAACAAGAUGCACAGAGACAGCAACCUGCUUUUCUCGGCCGAAUAUGAGGACUUGAAAACACUGAGUCCUAAGCAUGCAUGUGAGGCAGCUGACAGGGAGGAGAACAGGAUGAGAAACAGAUACAUCAAUAUCAUACCGUUUGACCAUACAAGAGUAAAGUUAAGUACAAAUGGAGAGGACGACAGUUCUGACUACAUCAAUGCCAACUAUCUUCCUGGGUACAGUUCACCUCGGGAAUAUAUUGGUUGCCAAGGCCCUAUCCCAGGAACGAUUGAUGAUUUCUGGAGAAUGACAUGGGAACAGAAUGUGUCUGUGGUUGUCAUGUUAACACUGUGCAAGGAGGGACAGAAGAUAAAGUGUGAGCAGUACUGGCCGGAUGAAGUGGGAGAGCCAAAGCAAUAUGGAGAUGUCAUUGUCGAGAUAACAUCGUACUCCAACAUCCGUACAUAUGACUACAGAAUGUUCAAGAUCACAAAUGGCAGUACAACCCGUGUGGUGAAGCAUUUCCAUUUCCUGAGCUGGCUAGAUUUCCAGGCCAAUGUUCACCAUGACAUUAUUCUAGAUUUCAUCGAGCAUGUGAGACAACAUGUCCAGCCUCCUGACACCUCUGGACCUAUGAUAAUACAUUGCAGUGCUGGUGUUGGUCGUACAGGAACGUACAUCGCGUUGGAUCACCUGAUGCAGUUCAUUAACGAACAUGACUUUGCUGUCGAAAUCGACAUAUUUGAUUUGGUUCUCAAACUGAGGGAGAACAGACAACACAUGGUGCAAACAGAGCAACAGUAUGUGUUUAUCCAUGAUUGUGUUAAGGAGAUUAUGGACAGAAAGAGAAGGCAGAUAGAAAAUCCAGUUGAAUUCAGUAUUGUGCUCAACACUGUUGCAUUACUUAUUUAUUUCACACCAUAA